Molecule: messenger RNA, 1422 nt
Organism: Prunus armeniaca (apricot)
Lineage: Eukaryota; Viridiplantae; Streptophyta; Magnoliopsida; Rosales; Rosaceae
Source: the annotation of a GenBank genome assembly
AUGUGCAUGUUGUCUACAAAAGCUACGUGCAACUCUCACGGCCAAGACUCCUCAUACUUCCUAGGCUGGCAAGAGUAUGAGAACAAUCCCUACCAUGAGGUCCAGAAUACCAAAGGGAUUAUUCAGAUGGGUCUUGCGGAGAAUCAAUUAUCCUUUGAUAUUCUUGAGUCAUGGCUUGCGAAGAACCCAGACGCAGCUGGAUUCAAGAGAAGUGGAGAGUCCAUAUUUGCCGAGCUUGCUCUCUUCCAAGAUUAUCACGGCCUUCCCGCAUUCAAAAAGGCAUUGGUAGAUUUCAUGGCGGAAAUCCGAGGAAACAAAGUCACCUUUGAUCCCAACCACUUGGUUCUCACCGCCGGUGCAACUUCAGCAAAUGAGACCCUUAUUUUCUGCCUCGCCAACCCUGGCGAAGCCGUUCUCAUUCCUACCCCAUACUACCCAGGAUUUGAUAGAGACCUCAAGUGGCGCACCGGGGUUGAGAUUGUACCCAUACACUGCACGAGCUCCAAUGACUUCCAAAUUACUGAAACCGCUCUCCAAGAAGCCUACCAAGCAGCCCAAAAACGCAAUCUAAGAGUCAAAGGCGUCUUGGUCACGAACCCUUCAAACCCAUUGGGUACCACAAUGACCAGAAGUGAACUCAACCUCCUCCUUUCCUUCGUCGAAGACAAAGGCAUCCAUCUAAUUAGUGAUGAAAUUUAUUCCGGCACUGUUUUUAGCUCCCCAUCCUUCACAAGCGUCAUGGAAAUUCUCAAAGAGAGAAAAUGUGACGAGAAUUCCCCAAUGUGGAACCGAGUUCACGUUGUUUACAGCCUUUCUAAGGAUCUUGGCCUUCCCGGUUUUCGAGUUGGCGCCAUUUAUUCCAACGACGACAUGGUUGUGGCAGGCGCCACAAAAAUGUCAAGCUUCGGGCUUAUAUCUUCUCAAACUCAGUACCUUCUCUCCGCCAUGCUUUCUGACAAGAAACUUACUAAGAACUACAUUUCCGAGAACCAAAAGAGGCUCAAACAACGUCAAAAAAGGCUCGUAUCCGGCCUUCAGAAAGCCGGGAUUAGCUACCUCAAGGGCAAUGCCGGCUUGUUCUGUUGGGUAGACAUGAGACACUUGCUCAGGUCCAACACUUUCGAAGCCGAAAUGGAGCUUUGGAAAAAAAUUGUGUACGAAGUUCGUCUCAAUAUCUCUCCCGGAUCGUCUUGUCAUUGCACAGAACCUGGCUGGUUCCGUGUCUGCUUUGCCAACUUAUCCGAGAAAACUCUGGACUUGGCAAUGCAUCGGCUGAAGGCCUUUGUCGGCGAGUACUGCAACGUCCCCGCCACCAAUGGUCGCAGCCAAACCAACCACUCGAGAAGACGGUCACUCACUAAGUGGGUUUUUUCGGCUAUCCUUCGACGACCGCAGCCCCGUGCCGGGUCGAUGAAACGAUAG